This is a messenger RNA of Phodopus roborovskii (desert hamster), 1636 nucleotides long. RefSeq names its product uroplakin 1B (gene Upk1b). Lineage: Eukaryota; Metazoa; Chordata; Mammalia; Rodentia; Cricetidae. Gene Ontology annotation, cellular component: membrane. The record is from RefSeq and is a predicted model, not a curated record. Bases 62 to 844 code for a protein of 260 amino acids. The transcript is spliced from 8 exons.
ACCAGGAGCCAAACGGAGCAGAGAUCACCCUGCAGCCACAGUCUUGUGGGAAAUCCUGAAGAUGGCCAAAGACGAUUCCACUGUUCGUUGCUUCCAGGGCCUGUUGAUUUUUGGACACGUGAUUGUCGGUAUGUGUGGCAUUGCCCUGACUGCAGAGUGCAUCUUCUUUGUAUCCGACCAACACAGUCUCUACCCGCUGCUUGAAGCCACCAACAACGAUGAUAUCUACGGGGCAGCUUGGAUAGGCAUGUUCGUGGGUAUCUGCCUCUUCUGCCUAUCCGUUCUAGCCAUAGUAGGAAUUGUGAAGUCCAACAGGAAAAUCCUCUUGGCGUACUUCAUUAUGAUGUUUAUAGUGUAUGGUUUUGAAGUGGCAUCUUGUAUUACAGCAGCGACACAACGAGACUUUUUCACAACCAACCUCUUCCUGAAGCAGAUGCUGUUAAGGUAUCAAAACAACAGCCCCCCAACCAAUGAUGAUGAAUGGAAAAACAAUGGCGUUACCAAGACCUGGGAUAGGCUUAUGCUCCAGGACCACUGCUGUGGUGUAAAUGGCCCAUCAGACUGGCAGAAAUACACCUCUGCCUUCCGGAUGGAGAAUAAUGAUGCCGACUAUCCCUGGCCUCGGCAGUGUUGUGUCAUGAACAAGCUUAAAGAGCCUCUCAACCUGGACGCUUGCAAACUCGGAGUGCCGGGUUAUUACCACAGUCAGGGCUGCUAUGAACUAAUAUCGGCACCAAUGGAUCGGCAUGCCUGGGGAGUUGCCUGGUUUGGAUUUGCCAUUCUCUGCUGGACUUUUGGGGUCCUCUUGGGUACCAUGCUCUACUGGAGCAGAAUUGAAUAUUAAGCACACGGUGUCCCUGUCACACCUCCUUCUUCGGAUGACUCUGGAUUUGGUGCUGGAACCUGCUGUUUCGUCACAUGCCCUCUGUGUGCUCUGCGGUGACAUAUGCUUUUCUCACUCAAAUGCCAGCUCAGGUGGAAGGGGCUUCCUUUAGGCUCUCAGGCUGCUGCAGUCCUCAGUAGAAAUAUUUCUCAUCCUUAUCUAACAUUCUGCAACGUAUUUAUACACUAUAAGGCAGAGAAUGGAGAUGACUCUCAUUCUUGUUUAUGUUUAAUGUGGGGGCACAAUGACAUUCAAAGGAACCUGCCUCACCAUCGUAAGCUGUAUUUAAUAGCAAGAAACAAGCAGCCCUUAUAUCUUACUAUUUAUUCUAUCUUGUAAGGUUUUUGUUUGUCACUAUAUGGACUGGAUGAGAGAAGGAUGGGAGAUUGCAGAGCUGGUUCUGCUAUAGCUUCUGUCCACACUAGUGGUGGCCAUGACACACCCACCACCUUUGGGACAAUGCUUCAUUUUCACUUAGUAGGUAUUCAGACUUCCUCUCCUGCCCUGUAGGGUGGCAUGCAUUUAGCAACUUCAUUCUCCUUUAAAUGAGAGUGUGUAAUCUUUAGGGACAUUGGCACUGCCCAUUUUGCAUCAGCUCAGUCUUUGCCCUCAAAGAUUUCAACGUGGAGAUCCAAACCAUCUAUUUGAACUGGUGAUUUAUAGGGACUUCUGUUUGCUGUCCAAAUAGUUGGGUCCUGAAGGAAGUCCGGACAACUCACUCUUGUUUGCUUACCUAUAAAUAAAAGAAGCCCA